This is a messenger RNA of Oncorhynchus nerka (sockeye salmon), 862 nucleotides long. Its product is annotated as adenylate kinase isoenzyme 1. The record is from RefSeq and is a predicted model, not a curated record. Gene Ontology annotation, cellular component: cytoplasm. The coding region runs from base 142 to 726 and encodes 194 amino acids. The transcript has 7 exons. Lineage: Eukaryota; Metazoa; Chordata; Actinopteri; Salmoniformes; Salmonidae. Gene Ontology annotation, molecular function: ATP binding; AMP kinase activity; nucleoside diphosphate kinase activity. Gene Ontology annotation, biological process: nucleoside triphosphate biosynthetic process; ATP metabolic process.
GAAGGAGGAAGGAGAGGGAGGGCCACCGUGCAUCAGGGACACUGCUCAGACACACACAGGAUACAGGGACAGUGACACUGGUGGACAGAUCUGCACCGUUACAGAGAGUUAAAAGGAACAACCCUUACAUAACAGAUCAAGAUGGCAGACAAAAUUAAGGACGCCAAGAUCAUCUUUGUUGUGGGCGGGCCUGGCUCUGGCAAGGGCACCCAGUGUGAGAAGGUGGUGGCCAAGUAUGGCUACACCCACCUGUCCUCCGGGGACCUGCUGCGUGCUGAGGUGGCCUCCGGCUCUGAGAGGGGCAAAACCCUCCAGGCCAUCAUGCAGAAGGGAGAGCUCGUACCCCUGGACACAGUCUUGGACAUGAUCAAGGAUGCCAUGAUCGCUAAGGUUGACGUGUCCAAGGGCUUCCUUAUUGAUGGCUACCCCCGUGAGGUCAAACAGGGCGAGGAGUUCGAGAAGAAGAUCGGAGCCCCCUGCCUGCUGCUGUACAUUGACGCCAAGGGUGAGACCAUGGUCAAGAGGCUGAUGAAGCGCGGUGAGACCAGCGGCCGAGCUGACGACAAUGAGGAGACCAUUAAGAAGCGCCUGGACCUGUACUACAAAGCCACCGAGCCAGUCAUCGCCUUCUACUCCAGCCGCGGCAUCGUCAGGAAGAUCGACUCCGAACUGCCUGUGGAUGAAGUCUUCGGACAUGUUGCCAAAGCUAUCGACGGCCUGAAGUAAAAAGCAAACAUGACUGGAUCUAAAUUUAUUUUUGGUUAUGUCCAUUUUAUGCCGAAAAAAAGCAACAAUCUGCUGAGCCACCUUGGUUAUAAUGAAAGGCCAUUAAAGAACAGCGAUGCCUUAAUUCAACACUGUA